This is a messenger RNA of Pestalotiopsis fici W106-1, 1008 nucleotides long. Its product is annotated as Nuclease PA3. The record is from RefSeq and is a predicted model, not a curated record. The transcript has a single exon. Gene Ontology annotation, biological process: DNA catabolic process. Lineage: Eukaryota; Fungi; Ascomycota; Sordariomycetes; Amphisphaeriales; Sporocadaceae. The coding region runs from base 1 to 1008 and encodes 335 amino acids. Gene Ontology annotation, molecular function: endonuclease activity; nucleic acid binding.
AUGCUUUCAAUCAAGACUUUGGCAUUGGCCUCGGCCACCCUUCCGGCGGCUCGCGCUUGGGGCACGCUCGGCCACGCCACCGUCGCCUACAUUGCGCAAAACUACGUCGACGACACGGUGGCGUCGUGGGCGCAGGGCCUGCUGGGCGACACGUCGGACUCGUACCUGGCCAACAUUGCCUCGUGGGCCGACGAGUACCGGGCCACGACGGCGGGCAAGUGGUCGGCGCCCUUCCACUUCAUCGACGCCGAGGACAGCCCGCCGACGGACUGCAACGUCGACUAUGACCGCGACUGCGGCUCCACGGGCUGCUCCGUCUCGGCCAUUGCAAACUACACGCAGCGCGUCGGCGACGGCCGCCUGAGCGACGCCAACACGGCCGAGGCGCUCAAGUUCCUGGUCCACCUCCUCGGCGACGUCACGCAGCCGCUGCACGACGAGGCCCUCGACGUGGGCGGCAACACCAUCACCGUCACCUUUGACGGCUACGACGACGACAACUUGCACUCAGACUGGGACACGUACAUUCCCGAGAAGCUGGUUGGCGGCUCGGCCCUGACCGACGCCCAGACCUGGGCCAACGAGCUGAUCAAGGAGAUUGACUCGGGCAGCUACAAGAGCCAGGCCGCCAGCUGGAUCGCCGGCGACGACCCCGACGCAGCCGUCGACUCGGCCAUGACCUGGGCAACCGACGCCAACGCCUUUGUCUGCACCGUGGUCAUGCCCGACGGUGUCGCCGCUCUGCAGGAGGGUGAUCUGUACCCGACCUACUACAAUAGCGUCACGCCCACUAUUGAGCUCCAGAUUGCCAAGGGCGGCUAUCGACUAGCCAACUGGCUCAACUUGCUCUACUCUGCAAAGGUCGCCAAGGUCAAGCGAGACGGUGUCAUGGUGUCCAAGAAGGAUGUUGAUCUGUCGGGACGCGAGUUCCUUCCUCCUCCGAGACCAUUGAGCGAGGCCAAGAAGAAGAGAACUGCAUUUGGUUAUCAGUGCAAUCACCAACACUAG